Panicum virgatum (switchgrass) is the source of this 2490-nucleotide messenger RNA. RefSeq names its product non-specific lipid transfer protein GPI-anchored 2-like. NCBI's taxonomy places the organism in Eukaryota, Viridiplantae, Streptophyta, Magnoliopsida, Poales, Poaceae. The transcript is spliced from 2 exons. The record is from RefSeq and is a predicted model, not a curated record. Bases 1462 to 1920 code for a protein of 152 amino acids.
CCAAGUCCAAGGCGGGUACGCGCGGGAAAAAAGCAAGCGCGCAGCAGGCCCCUUAGCGCGCGCAGGGGAAAAAGCAGGCAUCUUGCGCGCGGGAAGGGUGAGGGAUCUGCGCGCGCGGGAAGGGAGAGGUAGGGCGCGGGAGAAGGGAGCUGCGCGCGCGGGAAAUCGCGCCUAUACUCCCGCGCAGGCGUGCCCCAUCGCUAUAGGCCUGCAGCGCGCAAGAGGAAAGAGAGGGGAGGGGGAAGAGAAGAGGCCGUACUGCAGGCCAGCCGAUUUGAGUUUGCUGCUGCUGCUCCAUGCGACCACGCCUCCACGACCUCCACCUGUGCUCUGCCCGUCCGCUGAUUCGAGUCAUUCGGUCCACCAAUUGGAGCUUGCGCUAUGCUCGUCCGCCGAUUGGAGACCUGCAGAUCGGCGCCUCUGACCUAUGAAGCCCUGCCCUCCAUCGAUUUCGUGGCUGCUUGCUUGCUUCCUCUGCUCCGCCUCCUUGCCUGAGUGCCCUCAUCCCUUCCUUUCCUUCACGUCAGCUCAGAGCCUCGGAGGUUAAGGUAUGUGUAUGGCGUCGCCUCGCCGCGCGCCAUACUCGCCUAGGCGUCUGGAAGGGGGUGAGUCGCCUCGCCUUACCGCCAUAAAAACCUUGAGAGGGUAUAUACCUGAUUGAGCCAAUGACAGCACCAACUUGAAAAUCUGCGGCCAACCAAAGAAUUGGGUACUUAAGAAUUGUGUCUUGCUGCAAAAUUUGUGUUUUUGAAGCUAUUCAUCUUAUGACAAUCCAUCGUCAUUGAAUUUGUAGAACCAAAAACUCGAGGACAAAAACAACGGGACAAUAGUAGCAAGAUUUUAUAAUCCAAGUAUCCGUCCAAAAAUCUAUAAUUGCAUGACAGCGAAGAAACAGUGGCAGCUACUGCUAAACAAAGGAUCUAUGGCCUACUCGGUGUACCGCCGAUAUGUACUAUAACUUUUUUUCAGUAGGGAUGUCGCCUUCCUAUUCUAUUCUAGUUUACGUGCUAAUCGCAGUUCGCAAAUCAGCUGCGUGCCUGGAAGAUGUCCUUCAGUCCCCUUGUAUGUUUCCUAUGAACACUUCUUGAUUGCUCCAAUUUUUUUUUUUUUGCUGAUUUCGGUUUGUGCAUCGUCGUUACUCCAAUGUCCAUUCGUGCGGUUUCAUCACAUUACCCUGGCCGUUGGCCGUUAGGCAAGAACGCCAUGGCCAUGGUCCCCCAACGGUGCCAUCCCAGCAGCUAUCGUUGCCAUCAAGCUACUACUACUUAACCACACGUCCCCAUCACCCGGUCGGCCUAGUACACAAGAACACAGGCGCACCGCGCACAAACGGGCACACAGGCGCACGCUGAGCAGUGAGCUUCCCCAUAACCACAUGUCAAACAGAGCACGGCGCGCACCCUCCGGACACCAGGAAUCCCGGGAACCGGCAGCGGCGGCGGCGGCGACGCCACGGCCGCGAUGAUGCCACCCUUGGCGCUCGUGCUCCUGGCCCUGGCGGCCGCGCUGGCGCCGGGCGCGCGGGCGCAGAUAUCGGCCGCGCCCCUGGGCGCCCCGGCGCCGUCGCUGGACUGCGCGGGCGCGCUGCGGGACCUGACGCCGUGCCUGACGUACGUGGAGCGCCGCAGCGCGCUGACGCGGCCGGACAAGGGCUGCUGCGGGGCGCUCGCGGCCGUCGUGGGCGGCGGCGAUGCCGCGUGCCUGUGCGGGUUCCUCGCGGGUCAAAGCGCGCGCGGCGUCCGCGUGGACCCCGUGCGCGCGCUGGCGCUGCCCACCAUCUGCCGCGUCGACGCGCCGCCGCCGAGGCUCUGCGCCGCGCUCGGGAUGCCCGUCGCCGAGCCGCCGGGCGGGGCCGCCGCGCCGAUGGAGUCGUUAGGUGCGUACGGCUUCUGCUCCGCGCCCCUGCCACGCGUGCAGUAGACGCAACGCCGUUUCUCUCGAUGCGCUUGCGUUCUGCAAUGUGGCGGCUUGUCGUGGUGGGAUUUAGCAAUGAUUAGGCCAAUUUUAAUGGAGAUUUCAUGACAUUAAAUGUCAUCAAUUUUGCUGAUGUGGCAAUGAGAGAGAAGCAUGGAGUUUCAUGGGAUGUGAGGAGAGUUUGAUCACUAUGAAACUCAUCUGGCACGAUUAUAUAGUUUUCAGUCUAGGUAUCUAUGCCCAUAAAACUCCCACUGAAAAUAGUCUUAGUAAUAAAGAGCUCUAAAUGCAUUGUAGUACCUAGGAAAUCAUCAUGUCAACGCGGCGUGAUUUUUUUAAUUUUGCCUACUAGAUUCUGUCUCGGAUACCUAAAAAAUAAAUGUAUUUUGCAAAUUCAAUUUCAUUCGCUAGAUCAUGCAUCAAAAUACUACGUAUUGUAGGAAUCACAUUGGUAGCCCAUUGCAAAUCUUGGAAUACGAUCCACAGUAGUUAAAACAGUGACGCCGAAAUAAAAAAUCCUUUUUACUCGAUGAACCCGCCUGGGUUCUGACAAAAGUGCUGGCACUGACGAAAUCU